GCUACGAUCCAGCAAAACUGAUACACAGGGGAGAAGAGAAACAUGACUUCCAAAAACGACUACGUUUCGUACGGUCCUAUCCCCUCGAAUCCUUACCCCGCCAUCCCCCAAAACGUCGUCGUUCUCCCAUAUUACCGCCCUCCUCCGCGUAACCGGACUAACCACCUUCUCCGCCAAUGUCUCUGCUACGCCGCCGCGUUCCUCUUUUUUUCCGCCGUCGUCUACUUCUUCUACCCCUCCGAUCCAAAGCUCCAACUCGCCCGAGUCCACCUUAAUCGCGUCCGAGUCAACUCGUCCCCUUAUCUCACUCUCGAUCUCUCGUUUUCACUCACAGUGAAGGUCUACAAUAGGGAUUUCUUCUCCCUCAAUUAUGACUCUCUCGUGGUCUCCGUAGGUUACCGAGGGAGAGUGCUAGGCUUUGUGAAGUCGGCAGGUGGGCGAAUUAGGGCUAGAGGAUCAUCGUACGUGAACGCCACGCUUGAUCUCAACGGAUUCGAGGUCAUUCAAGACGUGUUUUACUUGAUCGAAGAUUUGGCGAGAGGUGUCAUCCCCUUCGAUACUGUUACCGAGGUCGAUGGAAAUCUUGGGCUUUUUUUCUUCAACAUUCCUUUGAAGGCUCGAGUAUCUUGCGAAGUCUUUGUAAAUACUAGCAACCAAACUGUAGUUCGUCAAGAUUGCUACCCUGAGUGAUGAUUUAGAGAAACCAAUAACUUCAAUGGAACAUCUUAAAUACAAGUUGGACGCACAGCUUAUAGAGUCUGGAGGUGACUGCUGUAUGCAUAUGAUGGCUACAGUUAGUCCAAGGGCUAUUCUUCAACUAGUCAGUUUGUUAGAUUGAUCAUUUAUACCACAAAUUCAGAAGUAAAGAAGGGUUUUAUUAUUAAUAUUUGUUUCAGUUGUAAAUUUGUUUUCUUCUGAAUUAUUGCGCAUUAAAUCGGUGAUAUUUCUAACUACACAAAGUUUAUCUCUGCCCUGUACCUAAACAGUUUGUUAAAAUUUCUAUAAGAUAAAGUAAAUGCUUGUUAAUACAAA
Messenger RNA from Humulus lupulus (European hop), 1032 nucleotides. RefSeq lists its product as uncharacterized. NCBI's taxonomy places the organism in Eukaryota, Viridiplantae, Streptophyta, Magnoliopsida, Rosales, Cannabaceae. The record is from RefSeq and is a predicted model, not a curated record. Gene Ontology annotation, cellular component: plasma membrane. The transcript is spliced from 3 exons. Bases 43 to 690 code for a protein of 215 amino acids.